Racocetra persica is the source of this 1822-nucleotide messenger RNA. The record is from the annotation of a GenBank genome assembly. Lineage: Eukaryota; Fungi; Glomeromycota; Glomeromycetes; Diversisporales; Gigasporaceae.
AUGGAGUUAAUUUGUUCUUUUGAUAAAGGUUUUACACAAUUUCGUCCUGCAUCAUCGUCCAUCCAUACUACAUCAUGCGUUCUGAAAUAUAAUCGUAAUCGUAAGCCUAAGAGAGACCCCAAUUUGUUGACUCCUUUGGAUCCUGAGGAUAAAAAUUUUAAAAUUGAAAAAGCGCUCAAUCAUUUAAAAAAAAAAUCUGAUAUAAAUAAAUGGGCCAAUCCAAAAAAACUUUUCGAUGUUGUUGAUGACGAUUUUACACAAAAACAACCAAAAUUAUCUGACGAUUUGUUUGAAAAAAAGACAAAUUCUUCCCUAUCGCAAAUUGCGAUGGAAUAUGAUCUAAAUCCCAUAGUUGAUUCGGUUGCUGAAAUUGACCUUUUUCCAAAAGCAAUGCCAAAAGACAUGUCUAUAUAUCCACUUCGACCACCAAUAGUGACCAUUAUGGGGCAUGUCGAUCAUGGAAAAACUACAUUGCUAGAUGCUUUGCGGAAAACAUCAAUAGCAGCUAGUGAAUUUGGCGGAAUAACUCAGCACAUUGGUGCUUUUUCUGUUUCAUUACCAUCACAAAAUACCAUUACAUUUCUUGAUACUCCUGGCCAUGCUGCAUUUUCUGCUAUGCGUUCUAGAGCAAUAAAGCAUGCUAAGGAUGCUGGAGCAAUUAACAAGAUUGAUAAACAUAAUGCAAAUGUGAGAAAAGUACGCGAUUCUCUCAUGAGGCAUGGUAUAGAACUUGAAGAGUUUGGAGGUGAUACUCAAUGUGUUGAAAUCUCUGCCUUAACUGGAAAAGGUUUGGAUACAUUAGAAGAAGCUAUAAUAGCAUUGGCAGAGUUAAAUGACUAUCGUGCUGAAGUUGAUAUUGAAGCAGAAGGUGUUAUUAUUGAAUCACAAAUAGAAAAAGGCAAAGGUAAUGUUGCGACAGUAUUGGUUAAACGCGGAACCUUAAGGCAAGGCGAUGUUAUUGUAGCAGGCACUAGUUGGUGUAAAGUUCGAAUGAUGAGCGAUUAUAAAGGGCAAUCGCUUAAGCAAGCACCACCUGGCACCCCCGUAAAAGUCAUGGGUUGGAGGGAAACGCCAAACUCUGGUGAUGAAGUCCUUCAGGCUAAAGAUGAAGAACUUGCUAAAACUGUAGUUGCUAAUCGAUUGAGAAAGAUAGAACGUGAGAAUCAGAUAAAAGAUCUAGAAGUUAUUAAAGAAAAGAGGAGGCAGCGUAAGAAGGAGCUAGAAGUUGAUCAGGCUGCGAUCAGAGAUUUCAAAAGGAAAGUAUGGAUGUUUCAUCGUGGGAUGAUUAAAGAAUACCCUACUAUGCCAUCACCACCGUCUUCAAAUAUGGAAGUAAAGCCUGAUGAAAACCAAAUAAAAGAAUUAAGAUUGGUUCACGUGAAUGUGGUAGAUUCUGGAGUGGGUGAUGUUAGCGAGUCAGAUGUUCAAAUGGCUGCUGCAGCACAGGGAGCAAUAUUAGGAUUCAAUGUUAAGGUUGAUAAGAGAGCAAGUUCUUUAGCUCAAACAGAACAUGUUGAAAUAAUGUGUUACAAUAUCAUUUAUAAACUUUUGGAUGGUAUAAAAAACAGGUUAAGUAAGAUGUUACCACCUGUAUUGGAAACAAGUAUUACAGGUGAAGCAACAAUAUUACAGGUUUUUCAGAUCAAUGUUAAAAAUAGAGAAUUUAGGCCAGUGGCUGGUUGUAGAAUUGUUAAUGGAGCAAUUUUUAAGAAUCAAAAAGUGAGAAUAACAAGAAAUAACAAACAAAUAUGGGAAGGUCCAUUAGAAUCAUUAAAACACCUAAAAAAAGAUAUUAUGGAGGCAAAGAAAGGAUUAGAAUGUG